Molecule: messenger RNA, 2009 nt
Organism: Coccidioides immitis RS
Lineage: Eukaryota; Fungi; Ascomycota; Eurotiomycetes; Onygenales; Onygenaceae
Exons: 4
Coding region: 274-1872 (532 amino acids)
Biological process (GO): regulation of DNA-templated transcription
Molecular function (GO): DNA-binding transcription factor activity, RNA polymerase II-specific; zinc ion binding
Source: RefSeq, a predicted model, not a curated record
GGAGUACGGAGUACAUGUGUACUUCAUGAGGUCGCCAGUCGCUUCGAAAUAUGAAGCGCACAAAGGUCGAGACGUCGGUGGUUGGAGGUGGUUCUCUAACAUUCCGGAGUACAGGAGCUUCCACCUGCCAUUGCCGGAGCAAAGACUUCGUUGACUGUCGAUGCAUUUAUCUUCUUGCGUCGAAGGACCAUUGAAAUCAGUGAAACCAUCUUAUUAACCUGACUUCUGAAUUUGUCAGUUUACUUCCAUUCCUGUUGGCAAUCGGGGAGAGCCAUGGUCUACUGCGGGAAGCCGAGCAAGGGUUGUCAUCGGUGUAGACGCAGGAAAAUCAGAUGCGAUCAAAGCGAGCCCUCUUGUGGCCAAUGCCUUCGCGCCAAUCACAUCUGUCCCGGCUACCGAGACCAGCUGGAUCUUUUAUUCCGAGAUGAGACCCCAAAAGUAACAAGGAAGGCUCGCACGACCUCGAAGCAUGCGGCUUUAGGCCGAUUUCAAAGCUCAAUGGCAGAUCAAUCGUCCGCCAUUGUGGAGAUUUCCCGGCCCGAACAAGUUCCGCCGAUACCCGCAAGGCCAUAUCAAAUGACGAACGGCACUGACCCAUUUUCAUCACGACCACUUUCUCUAGACCUAAAACAUCAGGCGCUCUGCUUCUUUGCAUCCAGCUAUGCACCUCCUCCUCGCAGUUUUGAGGCAGAUUAUUUAGGCUAUACGCCUUUGGGACAAAAUGUAAUUGACAAUGAAACUCUCACCAUUUGCAUGACAGCAGUCGGUCUGGCCUCACUAUCCAACAUCACCAAAUCACGACCAAUGCGGCUUGCCGCCCAGGAACAGUAUGUACAUGCUUUGGCAUUAAUACACGGCAGGCUACAGAACCAAGAGCAUGCGAGAUCAAUUGUAACCCUCGAUGCUGUUAUGCUCCUGGGGAUGUUUGAGGUGAUAGCAUGUCGUGGCGCACGAUCCCUGCACACUUGGAGAAAUCACAUGAGUGGAGCAAUUGCUUUACUCAAGCUCCGCCUGGAAGAUCUACCGAAUUUUCGAACAUUUAUCCAAGUCCGCGCCCAGAUUAUUUCCGGUUGCCUUUUAUCUGAGACUUAUUGCCCUCCUUUGGUUGGAAACCUAUUUGAAAAUGAUCGUCCCAGCAUACCCAGUGCCCAAAUUAUUACGGAGAAACUGACGGGUCUCUUGGCAAAGGUCGCCAAUUUGCGCGCUUCCAUAAAGGAAGGAGUAGUUUCCUCCCAGUUCGAGAUUCUUAGCAUGGCUUUGGGCUUAAGAGACCGUCUUCUUUCCUUUGCACAAUCGCUGGAGAAGGUUUAUCCAUUCCACAAGGCUGGGGAUCAAGACAGACAAUGUGCAUUUCUUUCUCCCGAGUUUGUUUAUGGAAUUCAUUUUGACGUAUACCCCGACUUUUAUGCUGCGAGCAUAUGGAAUGGCUACAGAGCCGGCCGCAUUACACUCAGUGCCGCAAUCUCAAAGUAUUUCUCACAGCUCAACAAGGCUUCUUUGCACCACCCAGGCUGGGACGAAAUUAAAGCAAAGGUCGGAAAUGAUAUGCGCGAAAUACAGCAACUCGCGAGGGAUAUUUGCGCCAGUGUCCCAUUCACAUUGGGGAUGAUACACUGGGAUUCAAAUACGGUUUCCGUUAAGUCUACUAGCACCAAUGCACUGGGUGGCUUUUACAUGCUGUGGCCACUAUACCUUGCGGCUGAGGCGACUGAUACAAUGCCCGAUAUUCAAGCUUGGGCUGCUCGUCAACUCGAAUAUAUCGGACAUUCUCUGGGGAUUAAUCAGGCGUUGUGGAUGGCAAGCAUAAUUAAAGAGAAAUCCGCUAUAGACGAGGUGUUGGCUUCCGAAUCUUUAGCGGAUUCGGACUUGUGAGGCCAAGCCCCCAAAAUCUUGACGCCGGUCUUGCACAUAGGUGCAAUUACAUUACGGUCUAUGUUCAUUAGAUUUCUAAGGUAUAAACUCCGAGGUAUCCAAGCAUAGGGAACUAGACAAUCAAAUGUAUCUACGGG